AUGAAUGAGCUGAAGGCAACCCUGCGAGAUCUGGAACAACGCUACUUACUCUUCAAACAACAGCAAUUCACGUUUGUUGCAGCUCUGGAUCAUACACGUGAGAAUGCGCAUGACAAGACCAAACCUGUAUCUACUAUUUCACAGGUUCAAAAUUACCUUGACCACUACUGCAACAAUUCAACUGACAGGAGAAUCUUGAUCAUGUUCCUGGAUCUUUGCAAAGAUCUCAGUGAGUUUUGUAGUCAACUUGAGGAUAUAAAUCCCAAAGCUUGCUCGCCUGAUGAUAGACUGGAGAAGUGCAAACUCCUUCUCAGCUGUAACAAUGACAUGUCCAGUAUCCGAGCCAAGUAUCCACAUGAUGAAGUGAACCACCUGAGCUGUGAUGAAUCAAAGCACCACUAUGGUGCUGUGAUCAGCGUCUUGCCAGUUGCUCUAGAUUUGUUAAGGGAAGGUAUUGGCGUCAUUGAAUCAGCCCAGUAUGAAGCUGCAAGAAAUAACAGGUAUGCUCAGUGCAACAAGAAAGAGGAACCACCAGAGAGCAAAGACAACAGCAUAUAA
This is a messenger RNA of Carcharodon carcharias (great white shark), 558 nucleotides long. RefSeq names its product sperm acrosome associated 9 (gene spaca9). The transcript is spliced from 3 exons. NCBI's taxonomy places the organism in Eukaryota, Metazoa, Chordata, Chondrichthyes, Lamniformes, Lamnidae. Bases 1 to 558 code for a protein of 185 amino acids. The record is from RefSeq and is a predicted model, not a curated record. Gene Ontology annotation, cellular component: sperm flagellum; ciliary base; acrosomal vesicle.